Panthera uncia (snow leopard) is the source of this 3332-nucleotide messenger RNA. RefSeq names its product claudin 12 (gene CLDN12). The transcript has 3 exons. The record is from RefSeq and is a predicted model, not a curated record. NCBI's taxonomy places the organism in Eukaryota, Metazoa, Chordata, Mammalia, Carnivora, Felidae. Gene Ontology annotation, cellular component: plasma membrane. Bases 419 to 1153 code for a protein of 244 amino acids.
CUGAAACCUGGACGGAACUGAAGGUGCAAGAGGAAUAAGGUGGCUGGAGGUUGGGGAGAUCGGCGAGAGGUGGUCGCAGGAUGUUGCCUGCGGCCGGCGUCCCCGUGGUUUCUGGGAAUUGUAGUCUCUCAGUCAUUCAGGGCAUUCCUGAUUAGGGUCUCGGGAGAACCUGACUAAGCUCCCAGAAGCCUCCGGUGCGGCUCGCUGGGGACGCACUUCCUGGGACGCCGCGAGGGAGACGCUCUAAGAAGCUCCUCAGUGUCGGCGAGUGAAAUGUCUUGGAUGUGAGAAACAGGCCCAGAUCAUCUCUACUGUCUAUUCAGAUGUGCAUAUAUUUCUUCUAAGUUGAUUAAAGUUGUUUUAGAGCUGUCAAGUACUUCAAAGAUCUGACUGACAGUACUGCACAAGCCUGCCUGCCAUGGGCUGUCGGGAUGUCCAUGCAGCCACAGUCCUCUCCUUCCUGUGUGGAAUCGCCUCGGUAGCAGGCCUCUUUGCGGGGACUCUGCUUCCCAACUGGAGGAAAUUACGACUGAUCACAUUCAACAGAAAUGAGAAGAAUCUGACUGUUUACACUGGCCUGUGGGUGAAGUGUGCCCGAUAUGAUGGGAGCAGUGACUGCCUGAUGUAUGACACUACUUGGUACUCAUCAGUUGACCAGCUGGACUUGCGGGUCCUCCAGUUUGCCCUGCCUCUCAGCAUCCUGAUUGCAAUGGGUGCCCUGCUGCUCUGCCUGAUUGGAAUGUGUAACACGGCCUUCAGGUCCUCAGUGCCCAACAUCAAACUGGCCAAGUGUCUGGUCAAUAGUGCAGGCUGCCAUCUGGUGGCUGGGCUGCUGUUCUUCCUGGCAGGUACUGUGAGCCUCUCCCCAUCCAUCUGGGUCAUCUUUUAUAACAUUCAUCUGAACAAGAAAUUUGAGCCAGUCUUUACAUUUGACUACGCAGUGUAUGUUACUAUGGCUAGUGCUGGGGGCCUGUUUAUGACUUCCCUUCUACUGUUUAUUUGGUACUGUGCAUGCAAAUCUUUGCCUUCUCCUUUCUGGCAACCGCUGUAUUCCCAUCCUCCCAGUAUGCAUACUUACUCACAGCCCUAUUCAGCACGCUCUCGCCUCUCUGCCAUCGAAAUUGACAUUCCAGUAGUUUCACAUACCACCUAAUGGGGAAGUAGGUAGUUCUCAGAGAAAACUUGUAGCCUCACAUUUCCCUUGUACAAGGAGCUGUUUUAGACCUAUAUACAUUUUUCUUUGUUUCUGACCAAUGAAGCCAAAUUUGUAUGUCCUGGUAGAAUGAAGUGCUGCUAGUUUUAUGAAAAGUACAUUAUUUCAAAUGUGAAUCAUUCCUUUUAUCUUGCUUCUUAUGCUAGAAGGAUUUUUAACCUCUAUGUUGAUAUCUAAUCAGUUAUUCAAGUGGAAAGGACCUGUGUCUCAGUUGAGGUGAUUUAGAACAACAUGGUAAAGUAAAAAAAUGAUGGCUAAGAGAGGCUGUUGUACAUGAUCUUUAUGAGUAUUUCAGAAUGUGUAUUGUCCUUUUCCCAUAAUACCUUAAACUGGGAAGAAGGGCAAUUUCAAAUAUAAGAAAUUUCUUUCAGGUAAGGGUAAUGUUUUAACAGUAGUCAGUCUACCAGCUUAAGGCUGUAACUUUUCUUACUUUUCUCUCGGGGCUAAUUGUAUUGAAUAGAGUUUGGUAUUUUGAAGAUUACUUUCUUUUGUGAGUUCCUUAUCUUCUACCUCAUGGCAGUGUUUAAAAGUAAAAUGCAUUUUAAGUGAUGGCAGAGAGAAUAAGCCUAACAUUUUAAAUAACUAAUAGUAGAUAACAUUUAACAUAAUUUUAAAAGUUAAUUAUUCUGUAAAUUGUAUUAUUAGAGUUAAAAUGGGGCCAUGUGAUGGAUUGGUGCUUCCUCUCUGAGGCAGAAAAGCCUUAUUUUUUUUCAGAUAGCAUCCACCAAGUAAUACUCAUGCACCUGUAUAAUCUUUUAGUGACAAAGAGAAAGAAAGAAAGAGGCCCAAAUGGUUGGUUCUCUUUUAGACAGUGGUAGGGUACAAGCAUCUGUUCUUCGGCGACAAUAUCAGAGAUUCACUCUGGUGACUGCCUUUUGAAUGAUGAGUGAAGUAAGUUAUGGCUUCACCAUGACCACAUUCACUCUUGAUUCAGUUCCUGCCCUUGUCACUGAUUAUUUCCUUGAGUGUAUAUCUUUGCUCAACACUUUAGUGCUAUACAGAAUACAUGAAAAGUAUGAGAUUAGGUCCCAUCCACUCAGAAAUUUUAAUAUAAUAAAGAAAAUCAAACUGUUAAACAACAGGGAACAGUCUGACUUUAUUGGCAGCUGGUCUUAAUUUCUUAGUCAUUGAUCCAGGAAUAUAUUGCAACCAGCGACGUGGCUUUCUAGCAGACAGGCUUAUUGUACAAUACCAGCAAUAUUCUGGAACUUAGAAAUUCAGUUCAUUGGAUCUUUUAGAGCACCUACCUUAGCCUAGACACUGUAAUGACACUGUCGGAUUCAUGAGAAUGGACAAAAGUGGUAGAGAAAUUAAAUUGUUUCCUUCUCACCUCUGAGAGUAUGAUGAUGUAUUGAAGAGGAAGGAGUAUUUAAAAUCCUUCCUCUAAAGGGGUAAUAUUUAGGUACAAUCAUGUUAACACCAAGAUGAAUGCUUAGAAAUUCAGGGAAAUUGGGUCUUUACCCUUAUGAAUUUGAGCUGCUGACUUAAUUGGUAUAAUUUGCUACACAUUAGUACUAUGUUCAUAAGGAUUUUGUUUUAUUAACCAUUACAUAUUUCACAAACAGCUAGUUGCAUGGUAAACAGGUGGUUAUUAUGCCUCUUUGCAAAUCUGGAUAUGAUUCUGGUACUUCUGUGGAUGUAAGUGGUUCUUCCCCCCCCCCCCCCCCCCCCCCCCCCCCCCCGCAAUUACAGCACUAGUUUAUGUAUAUAGCAAAUAAAUCCAGUUGUAAACUUUUUAAAUGCCAUCAGUAUAAAGCAUGCAAAACUAUGUUUUUUUUAGUUAUAGCUUCUGAUUACCUUCAGUUCCAUUCCUUUUUACUCUUCCCAGAUGUAGCUGAAUCUUGAUCACUCCAAAACGAUGGCAAGUAGAAUUUUGAGAUUAAUAUUAAUUUACUCCUGUGCUAAUUAAUAUCAGUCCCCUCUCUCACUAAAUUUGUCCAGAAGUGUCAAGAAUUCUACCAUCUUCCUAUUCUUUAUAUAAACAAUGUUAAAGAAAAGCAGAUUCAACCAUUAAUACACUAGACAUGUUUUAGUCCGUGCGAUCAUAAAUAUAAAUGUGCAGCUUUUCCUGUAAGCAUUUUUUGCAGUCUUUUCAUAAUCUGUAGACUCAAAUUAGUAU